Penicillium expansum is the source of this 474-nucleotide messenger RNA. RefSeq lists its product as uncharacterized. NCBI's taxonomy places the organism in Eukaryota, Fungi, Ascomycota, Eurotiomycetes, Eurotiales, Aspergillaceae. The transcript has a single exon. The coding region runs from base 1 to 474 and encodes 157 amino acids. The record is from RefSeq and is a predicted model, not a curated record.
AUGAUCCGAGGCCUAAACAGCAUCUACCUCCAAGCAGAGCAUGUCCAGAAACCCCAAGACAUUGAAGAUUUUCUCUUCUUCAUCAAGUCCUGGGCAAGCUGGGUGUCCGAUCAUCAUAUCCUGGAAGAAACACAAAUGUUUCCCGGUUUCGAGAAAGUCAUUGGCACGGCUGGCUUCCUCGACACUAAUGUAGAACAGCACCAUGCAUUCCAGCCGCAGUUGAAAAUCCUUCAAGAGUAUUCCAGCCAUACUGGCCAUGCGGAUUACGAUGCCAAGACGAUCCGAAGAACCAUUGAGGAAAUGGCGCCCAGUUUCCACCGCCAUCUAAGCGACGAAUUCAACAGUCUCCUCUCAAUGGAGCCGUAUAAUGAAGCGGCGUUGUUGAAGGUGUACAAAAAUUGUGUAGCUGAAGCAACCAAGCAAGACAAGGUAUAUUGUGACCUGCAAACCCUGGAGAUUGAACGAGAUUAUUAG